Molecule: messenger RNA, 5249 nt
Organism: Mustela erminea (ermine)
Lineage: Eukaryota; Metazoa; Chordata; Mammalia; Carnivora; Mustelidae
Gene: RORB
Product: RAR related orphan receptor B
Exons: 10
Coding region: 243-1622 (459 amino acids)
Biological process (GO): regulation of transcription by RNA polymerase II
Cellular component (GO): nucleus
Molecular function (GO): zinc ion binding; nuclear receptor activity; RNA polymerase II cis-regulatory region sequence-specific DNA binding
Source: RefSeq, a predicted model, not a curated record
ACAACCAAACAACCAUCAAAACAGUCAUCACCACCAUCAUCAAAACUGUUAACACAGCGGCGGCGGCGGCGGCGGCAAACGUCACCCUCCGGCCAAGGCGUCCGCCUAAAGGGAUGGUUUUCUCGGCGGAGCAGCUCUUUGCCGACCACCUUCUUCACUCGUGCUGAGCAGGAUUUUUGGCUCUCCGGGGUUCGGGCUGGGAGCAGCUUCAUGACUACGCGGAGCGGGAGAGCGGCCACACCAUGCGAGCACAAAUUGAAGUGAUACCAUGCAAAAUUUGUGGCGAUAAGUCCUCCGGGAUCCACUACGGAGUGAUCACGUGUGAAGGCUGCAAGGGAUUCUUUAGGAGGAGCCAACAAAACAAUGCCUCUUACUCCUGCCCACGGCAGAGAAACUGUUUAAUCGACAGAACCAACAGAAACCGUUGCCAGCACUGCCGACUGCAAAAGUGUCUUGCCCUAGGAAUGUCGAGAGAUGCUGUGAAGUUCGGCAGGAUGUCCAAGAAGCAGCGGGACAGCCUGUAUGCGGAGGUGCAGAAGCACCAGCAGCGGCUGCAGGAGCAGCGGCAGCAGCAGAGCGGGGAGGCCGAGGCGCUGGCCAGGGUGUACGGCGGUGGCCUCAGCAACGGCCUCGGCAGCCUGAGCGGCGAGGCGGGGGGCGCUUACGCCAACGGACACGUCAUCGACCUGCCCAAGUCCGAGGGUUACUACAGCGUGGAUUCCGGCCAGCCGUCCCCGGAUCAAUCUGGACUUGACAUGACUGGAAUCAAACAGAUAAAGCAAGAACCCAUCUACGACCUCACGUCCGUACCCAACUUGUUUACCUAUAGCUCUUUCAACAACGGGCAGCUAGCGCCAGGGAUCACGAUGACCGAAAUCGAUCGAAUCGCACAGAACAUCAUCAAGUCCCACCUGGAGACGUGUCAGUACACCAUGGAGGAGCUACACCAGCUGGCGUGGCAGACCCACACCUAUGAAGAAAUUAAAGCCUAUCAGAGCAAGUCCAGGGAAGCGCUGUGGCAGCAGUGCGCCAUCCAGAUCACUCACGCCAUCCAGUACGUGGUGGAGUUCGCGAAGCGGAUCACGGGCUUCAUGGAGCUCUGUCAGAACGAUCAGAUUCUACUUCUCAAGUCAGGUUGCUUGGAAGUGGUUUUAGUGAGAAUGUGCCGUGCCUUCAACCCAUUAAACAACACUGUCCUGUUUGAAGGAAAAUACGGAGGAAUGCAGAUGUUCAAGGCCUUAGGUUCCGAUGACCUAGUGAAUGAAGCAUUUGACUUUGCAAAGAAUUUGUGUUCCUUGCAGCUGACUGAGGAGGAGAUUGCUUUGUUCUCAUCUGCUGUUCUGAUAUCUCCAGACCGAGCCUGGCUGAUAGAACCAAGGAAGGUCCAGAAGCUUCAGGAAAAAAUUUAUUUUGCACUUCAGCACGUGAUUCAGAAGAAUCACCUGGAUGAUGAGACUUUGGCAAAGUUAAUAGCCAAGAUCCCCACCAUCACGGCGGUCUGCAACUUGCACGGGGAGAAGCUGCAGGUAUUCAAACAAUCACAUCCAGACAUAGUGAACACCCUCUUUCCUCCAUUAUACAAGGAGCUCUUUAAUCCUGACUGUGCCACCGUCUGCAAAUGAAGGCGACCAGAGGACUGUCUCCUAGUCACGGAAUGCAUCACCAUUAAGACAAAAGCAAUGUGUUCAUGAAGACUUAAGAAAAAUGUCUACUGCAACAUUAGGAAUGUCCUGCACUUAAUAGAAUUAUUUUUCACCGCUACAGUUUGAAGAAUGUAAAUAUGCACCUGAGUGGGGCUCUUUUAUUUGUUUGUUUGUUUUUGAAAUGACCAUAAAUAUACAACUAGAGGACACUGGGUGUUAUCUUUUUUUUUUUAAUUUUAUUUUAUUCGGGUAUGUUUUGGGAGACAACUGUUUAUAGAAUUUUAUUGUAGAUAUAUACGAGAACAGAGCGGUACUUUACAUGAUUACUUUUCCUGUUAAUUGUUCAAAUAUAAUUUAAGAAAACUCCACUGAAUAGGCUUACCUAUUUCUAUGUUUUUAGAUAGUUGAUGCAUGUGAAAAUUUGUAGCUGUCUUGAAAAGCACUGUGCAGGUACGUAAUAAGUAUAUAAUAUCCGAGAAUAUUAUAUAUGAUUAUUACUUACACCUGCACGUGCACUGUGGCUUAAAACACCAUACCCACUAGUGAAGGAGGUUCAAUCAGGCUCUCUCUUAUUAUUUCCCUUCUGUGUUACCUUUAUGUUAGACAAUCAGGAUUUUGUUUUCCCAGCCAGACUUUUCAGCUGUCGUCUACAGCAGGAUGGUCCCGAUUCAGAGAUAAGUCUGUGAAGGAACAAACAUAACACCCAGCCUCUGAGUAAGAACUCUAGCUCUCUUAGUGACAUCAAAGCCUUGUCAGGAUGGUAAAUAUUGGGGUGGGGGGGGAGUAUUUGGAGCCAUUUUCCUGUUUUUAAGAAUUAGGCCACAGAUAAUAUUGUGGAGUCCAGAACUUUUUUUAACCAAACAAUCACUGUUUCCUAUUUUUCACCAGCACACGCAAAACACUUUUGUUUUUUCUUUGGAUUUUAGGCUGGGAAAGAAACUGAUUUUGGUGCUCAUUGUAUCUUCAGCAGAGAAACGCAGUCUGUAGGUUUGAUCACCAGCAAUUUUUUCUAAUAAAAUAAGAGUCACGGCAGAAAUCAGAAGCCAGGGUCCAGAUGCCAUUUCAUGUCAACAUGUCCUCUCUAACCUGUUCUGUUUUGGUUUGGGUUUUUUUUGGUUUUUUGUUUUUUGGUGUGGUUUUUUUUGUUUGUUUGUUUUUUGUUUUGGCAAAGAAGAGGUAGGAAAGAGCACCUACAAAGUAAAGAAGUAGUUCUUUAGAUGCAUUCCCUUUGCCAAGUUUGUUAGAAAAAGCAGCAAUAAAGGGGAAGGCAGGAUUUUAUAUGUCCUUCUAGUGUGGGGCCUCUAAUUUCUCAACUCCAAAAUGCUACACUGUAUGCACAGAGCAAGAACUCGACAGAUAAGGAAAACGCAUCUGAGUUAUUCUGUACAACUAAUACACCCCAAAGCCAAAACUAUUUCCCAUGUGGUUUGAAAUCGCAUCAUCCAUCUAGCCUGGGCUUACUUUUUUUUUUUUUUUUAAGCAACUUGCAAAGCACAGAGUGCAAAAGGCAAGACAAAGCUUAGUGAAUUCAGACUUCCUAGGACAAGCCUCCCCUCUCCACCUGCUCUCCAGCCGAGUGCCAGGAAAGCAUAAACCCCAAGCAGCUUGUUCUGCUUGGGCUCUGGAGGCCGGAUGUCUUGGGUCUUAGUGGAUCCAAAACAAGAGUUCUUAAAAAUGAAGCUAGAACCGGGCUUUGUGUAGAAGACAAUGACAUGCACCAUCUCCCGGAAGCGUAGCCCAGCUGCAGCUCUCGAGGCCCCGCCCUCUCCUCCUCGGCAAACGCACCCGCACGCAUGCGCGCACACUUGCUUUGAAAAGUUUCCAUCAGUGGAAACUUUGAUUUCCUUUUCAUCUCCAGCGCUCUCCUAAAGUGACACGGUCUUGAGAGCCAUCUCCGCGAUGCCACCGCACCCCUCCUUGAUGAUCAGACGGUAGCGCUAGUCUUUUCUUCUAGAAAACAGAGCCUUUUCCCACCUCAUGAUUGAUGAAUUCCAAACCAAUGGGGAAAAACAAAAAGGCUUUAAAAUAAUGACUCUCUUUCUCAACUACUGUUAUAUUCAAUUAAUUUAACUACAUUGAACCAAAUUACCUUCGGUGUCUAAGAAGACAGCUGCGCACUGCGUGUUAUGCUGCUGCAGGGACUUGGUUGUUUCUGGUGUAAAUGUCACUCCUGCUAGCUCUUUGUAUAAAGAAUUAAUUCCAAGAGUCAUAUUUCCUUCUAAUGGAAAGAUUACUUUACUGAUUGCUAGGAAAACAGGGUAAUGGAAGGCGCUCAAUUAAGCCAAGCCGUUUCCAAAUGCAAUGUAUGUUUUAUGAUUGGCUUGUGAUAGGCAACGCUUAAUGUGUCUACUUGGUGUUUCCCUUUGAGCUUUGAACUUAUGUCAAACUUUGCUUUCAUCGUUCUGUCGGCCUCGUGUUUUCCGUUGUUGGCCUAUAAUUCCUGCUCCGUUGCAAAGGGAAUCAUUUGUUCCCUUCGGUCUACCUUUGAGGAUUUAAAUUGGCUCAAUUGAUGAAGUGGCUGAGAAUUUUUUCCUCCCUCGUCCCAUGGGCGAUGUAGGAAAAGGAUUAUUUCCCACAUGUGCCUCAGGAGGUACCAGAUUUGAAUUUGUUUGUCAUUUCUACCAGUGCGAGCAUUUCACUGGGACGGCAGGAACCUUUUGAAGUGAGGGCACAGGAAACAGCUAGCGACUGAACAAGAACAAAACAGUGGCAACCAGUACACGCUCAGGCCACUUCAGCUCAGAAGAGAGAUUUCCAUUUUGCGCCCCAGUUGCCAAAUCUGUCCCUGAAAAGAGAACCAGGUCUUAUCUUCGGUGGCGACAUACGCCUUUCCAAGAUGCCUUUUGAACAUCUCCUAUGACCACAUCUCAAGGUAUUUUGAAAUUUGGUUGAGAAAACUUUGUGUACCACACGCAAUUUUUGUCCCUUCCCUGCGAAGACGCGCAGGGGUUCCCACCACCUUCACGAUACAAUGCACACUGGACCAGAGAACCCACCAUCUGUACUCUUCCCUUCAUGCUUCGUAAAUGACAAUCACUGCUUGAUGCAGAUAUUGCACUGUACCCACUCAGGGAUGUUUCAUUAAAAAAAAAAAAUACAUCAGGGGGGGGGAAUAAAACAGGAAAAUGACAACAAAAUGUAAACGGCAUAAAUUAGAUAUGCCAAUAAGAGAACCUCUCUGACAAGGCUUUCAGAACAGUAAGCAGUACCUUCGUGUCGUUAACUGUGUGGACUUGAUGGAAAGUUGCACACGAGUAAGGACAACUCGGUCUCAUUUUCUAAAAUCUGCUAAGAGCCAAAUAAUCGAGCUGCCCUAUUAACAGGAAUAUGUGUCUCCCGAGCAAACCCAAGCUUCCUACACAGGUCCUGAGCGGGGAGAAUACAGAAAUCUAAGUGGGGUUAGCGGACUCUGCCAGGGGAGGUAAAGCUGUGUGAAUUCAAAUUCUGGCGUAUCUGUGAUCUGGAAGAGGAAAGGCAAAUUUUGGAGGGAAUAUAGGAGAAGAAAGAAUACCAGAUCUGGCUUAGUCCACCACACUUGGGUGUCCACAACUUGGGUCAUCUUAGUAUCCCUAAUUCUGUGACCCCCCCGCCCCGCCGCAGAGAAUG